CACCCUCCGCGAGCCAUGCCGGGCAGGAGCGCGCCUCCCGCCCGCACCCCGCGGCGGCUGCUCCAGCUCCUGCUCCCGCUCCUGCUCCUGCUCCAGGUCUCCGCCUCGGCUGCUCGCGGGUCCGCCCCUGCGCCCCGGAACGCAACUUGUCUGGGGGCGAGCUGCUCACCUGCAUUGGGCCAGCGGCGCGGCGGGGAUGCCCCUCUGCGCGCCCGCGCGCCCCGGGUGCGGGAGCCGGGAGCCGCGGAGCACGCCGCGCCCUCGGGGGACCUGCCAGCGGCCCGGAGCGGCGGCCCCAGGGCGGGCCGAGGAGCGGAGGCGGCGGCGGCAGCGGAGCCCUCGGGACCUCCAGCCAGACCACCCGGCGGCUCCUGGAGGUGGAGAGGGGCCCGGGAUCCGGAGCCCCCCGGGCCUCUGGGGAGAGGGAACCCCACUGGCCUCCAGCUCUUCCUGCAGACCUCAGAGGAGAAGGAGAAGGGUCCCAGGGGCGCUGGCAUUUUGGGGCGCAGCCAGGAGCCCGGGGUGAGGACGGAACCCGGAGAAGCCAGCGACCUCUAUUACUGGCCCAGGAGAGCCGGGAGGCACCAGGGUUCCCACCGCGACUCGCCCUCCAAGGCGGUCCGCGGACCCCUGGGGCGCGAAGGGCGGGUGAUCGCGCCCCCCGGGAGGGCGCUGGCUCAGAAUGGGUCCUCCUCGGGGGAAGGGGUGCACGAACGCGAGGAUCCCCGCCGGCGCAACAGCACCAGCCGGCGCCUGCGCCUCAAGAACCCCUUCUACCCGCUGACCCCGGAGUCGUACGGGGCGUACGCGGUCAUGUGUCUGUCGGUGGUGAUCUUCGGCACCGGCAUCAUAGGCAACCUGGCGGUGAUGUGCAUCGUGUGCCACAACUACUACAUGCGCAGCAUCUCCAACUCCCUCCUGGCUAACCUGGCCUUCUGGGACUUCCUGAUCAUCUUCUUCUGCCUCCCGCUCGUCAUCUUCCAUGAGCUGACCAAGAAAUGGCUGCUGGAAGACUUCUCCUGCAAGAUUGUGCCCUACAUCGAGGUGGCCUCGCUGGGCGUCACGACCUUCACCUUAUGCGCUUUGUGCAUAGACCGCUUCAGGGCCGCCACCAACGUGCAGAUGUACUACGAGAUGAUCGAGAACUGUUCCUCCACCACCGCUAAGCUGGCGGUCAUCUGGGUGGGCGCCCUCCUGCUGGCGCUGCCCGAAGUGGUCCUCCGCCAGCUGAGCAGGGAGGACCCGGGCUCCGGGGGCCAGGCGCCCGCCGAGCGCUGCGCCAUCCGGAUCUCCCCGGACCUGCCGGACACCAUCUACGUGCUGGCGCUCACCUACGAUGGCGCGCGGCUCUGGUGGUACUUCGGCUGCUACUUCUGCCUGCCCACGCUCUUCACCAUCACCUGCUCCCUGGUGACGGCGCGCAAGAUCCGCCAGGCCGAGAAGGCCUGCGCCCGCGGGCACCGGCGGCAGAUCCAGCUGGAGAGCCAGAUGAACUGCACGGUGGUGGCGCUGGCCAUCCUCUACGGCUUCUGCAUCGUCCCCGAGAACAUCUACAACAUCGUGGCCGCCUACAUGGCCACCGGCGUGUCCCCGCAGACCAUGGACCUGCUGCACAUCAUCAGCCAGUUCCUGCUGUUCUUCAAGUCCUGCGUCACCCCCGUGGUCCUCUUCUGCCUGUGCAAGCCCUUCAGCCGCGCCUUCCUGGACUGCUGCUGCUGCUGCUGCGAAGAGUGCGCGCACAAGUCCUCCUCGGCGGCCGCCAGCGACAACGACAACGACAACGAGUACACCACGGAGCUGGAGCUGUCCCCGUUCAGCACCAUCCGCCGUGAGAUGUCCACCUUCGCCUCGGUGGGCACUCACUGCUGAAGGGCGCUGGGUUGGCUUCGGUUUUUUAUUUUCAUACCCUGCGAAAGUUUUUACUUCCUAUGUUUUUUUUUUUCCCCUGACUCUGAAAGACAUGCAGACAAAGGAAAGAAUUAUUAACUACUGUAGAACUGAUUUUUUUGCAAAUUAAUAUUUGUGCUUUGGGAAACAAACAAACAAACAAACAAACAAAUAAAAGGUUUAUAUUUAGGUAUUUAAGAAGUCCGAGGAGGCCAAUAGUUUUAGAUUAUGUUACCUGGUAUGGUGCUAAUAUUUUCUUUUGGGGAGAAAAGAAAACGUUCUCGCACCCUAACGGAUUGCUAAUUUUCAUUCUUUUCAAAGUAGGAUCACUGUAUGUGGAUGAUAGCCAUGUGAUUUUUGUAGGUUAUAUUACGUCUGAGUUGUAAUUGGAAGUAUAUUGUGUAUAUAUACUAUAUCAUGAGAUGAUUUUGUAGAUGGGAAACAUUCACAAAGUAGCGCCAAAUAAAUGACACUUUAUUCUUUAA
This is a messenger RNA of Pipistrellus kuhlii (Kuhl's pipistrelle), 2372 nucleotides long. It is a transcript of the gene GPR37, whose product is annotated as G protein-coupled receptor 37. The transcript is spliced from 3 exons. The record is from RefSeq and is a predicted model, not a curated record. Gene Ontology annotation, biological process: positive regulation of MAPK cascade; adenylate cyclase-inhibiting G protein-coupled receptor signaling pathway. The coding region runs from base 16 to 1869 and encodes 617 amino acids. Gene Ontology annotation, molecular function: prosaposin receptor activity; G protein-coupled peptide receptor activity. Gene Ontology annotation, cellular component: plasma membrane; signaling receptor complex. NCBI's taxonomy places the organism in Eukaryota, Metazoa, Chordata, Mammalia, Chiroptera, Vespertilionidae.